Molecule: messenger RNA, 2014 nt
Organism: Camelus dromedarius (Arabian camel)
Lineage: Eukaryota; Metazoa; Chordata; Mammalia; Artiodactyla; Camelidae
Gene: GPR25
Product: G protein-coupled receptor 25
Exons: 1
Coding region: 77-1183 (368 amino acids)
Biological process (GO): immune response; calcium-mediated signaling; positive regulation of cytosolic calcium ion concentration
Cellular component (GO): membrane; external side of plasma membrane
Molecular function (GO): C-C chemokine binding; C-C chemokine receptor activity
Source: RefSeq, a predicted model, not a curated record
GAGGUGCUGGGCACCGGCCGUGAAGAGCCAGCCCGCUCACUCGGCGCCGCGCCCGCCCGCCCGGGCCCCGCCAGCCAUGCGCCCCACCGAGCCCUGGAGCCCCAGCGCGGGGCCGGCGUCCUGGGACUACUCGGGCUCGGGCGCCCCGGCGGAGCUGGAGCUGUGCGCGGCGGGGGACCUGCCCUACGGCUACGUCUACAUCCCCGCGCUCUACCUGGCGGCCUUCGCCGUGGGCCUGCUGGGCAACGCCUUCGUGGUGUGGCUGCUGGCGGCGCGGCGCGGCCCGCGGCGGCUCGUGGACACCUUCGUGCUGCACCUGGCGGCCGCCGACCUGGGCUUCGUGCUGACGCUGCCGCUGUGGGCGGCGGCGGCGGCGCGCGGCGGCCGCUGGCCCUUCGGCGAGGGCCUGUGCAAGCUCAGCAGCUUCGCCCUGGCCGGCACGCGCUGCGCCGGCGCCCUGCUGCUGGCCGGCCUCAGCGUCGACCGCUACCUGGCCGUGGGCCGCCCGCUGGCCGCGCGCGCCUGGCGCACCCGGCGCUGCGCGCUGCUGGCGUGCGGCGGCGUCUGGGCCGCGGCGCUGGCGGCCGGCCUGCCCUCGCUGGCCUUCCGCGGGCUGCGGCCGCUCCCCGGGGGCCGCGGCAGCCAGUGCGGCGAGGAGCCGUCGGACGCCUUCCAGGGCCUGAGCCUGCUGCUGCUGCUGCUGACCCUCGCGCUGCCCUUGGCCGUCACCGUCGUCUGCUACUGCCGCGUGUCCUGCCGCCUGCGCCGCCCGCCGCACGUGGGCCGCGCCCGGAGCCGCUCGCUGCGCAUCAUCUUCGCCGUCGAGGGCGCCUUCGUGGGCUCCUGGCUGCCCUUCUGCGCCCUGCGCGCCGUCUUCCACCUGGCGAGCCUGGGCGCGCUGCCGCUGCCCUGCCGCCUGCUGCUGGCGCUGCGCUGGGGCCUCACCGUCGCCACCUGCCUGGCCUUCGUCAACAGCUGCGCCAACCCGCUCAUCUACCUGCUGCUGGACCGCUCGUUCCGCGCGCAGGUGCGGCGGCGCGGGGCCUGCGGGCGCGCCGACAGCGGGGCGCGCGGGGGCAGCUCGGCCUCCUCGCUCUCCGGGGAGGACGGCUCCCCGUUCCGGAGCCCGGCCCGCGGUCGGGGCCGAGCCCAGAGGGAGUACGCGCCCUCGGCCAUUCCGUAGCCGCCCGGCCCGGCCCCGGGGAGUGGGCGGCAGCUGAGCGCGGAGCGGCGGCAGGCUUGGCAAGGUGGGCUGGCCUCCCUCCCCGCCCGGCUUCCCCGGACCUGCUUCCCUGAGAGCUAGAGCGCGGGCUGCUCCGACGGCACGGUCUGCACUCAGGGUCUCCUUCACCAGCUUUCCCAGAGCCUCAGCGUUUUGAACUUCCCCCAAGCCAGGCCGCUGAGACCAGCUCUUCUCUCCCUCUGCCCACGGGACACCUGGGCUCAUUUCCUCCAGUCCAGUGAAGGUCCUGUGAGAUGGAGCCGACAGCAACACGAGCACCGUGUAGGGGAAAGGGAAGUGGGCCUUCCUUCAGCACCCCGUUGGCGACAGCACCGGCCAGACCCCACAGAAGUCAUCCAUGUCUUGGGCUGUGGGUUCUUUCGUCCCUGGCAAUGGCACUGCGUUUGAGAAAUAAUCUUCUCCAGGUCAGGCCCUCUGGCCCCUCGCUUUCCAAAGAAUCCUACAGACGAUGGAACCGACAGCCAUUUACAGGCAGUCAUCUCGGUGACUGACAUCACCUGUCAUCAGUCACCAUCAGUUCAGAUCUUAUCAAAGCUCUCCAAAGCCUGGGAACCAGCCCACUGUCUCCUGCCAGCUGCCCCAGAAGCCCAGGCUUGCCGGGUUUUGUGCCUUCUCCCCUCCUCCUCCCCCCGAAGCGGCAGGACUCACCCUGGAAGCUAUCCUGACUUCCCCGGGGCAGAGGGAUCUGGAAAGUCCACCCCUCAGCCGGGGCGCCAGGACCGUCCCUGUGAGUUCCCCUUUCUCAAUAAAUGCUGUUGCUGCCUCUUCUGA